GAGCCCAUUUGCAUGAGACCAAGGAUCCUCCUUCAGGAGACAACGUACUGAGGGAAGAGGGCUUCUGUACAAGCUUGACCCAGUAAGAAAGCCGAGGACUGGAAAGCAGAUUCUGAGACUAGAGCCAUACCUGUGUCAGUAGUUUCCUUCCAGGUUCCUUUGAUUUCAAAUCAAGACUUACAGGGAGAGGGAGCUAUAAACACAAGCUCUAGAAGAUGCCACAAGGUCCUCCUUUGACAUCUCCAACAAAGAGGUAAGCAGUAUUCUCACCCUUUCUGCACUGAACCAAAUGGGCUUCAGUAACUUCAGGGCUCCAGCAGUCCCCGGGCCCAUGCAGGUGCCCUGUGGAGCAGGGGUGAAGAGAUGCAGGUGGCAAUGGGGACAGCAUUGGCAGCACAAAGCAAGCCUCUGGCACAGAGAGCAAAGUCCUCACUGGUAGGAUUCCCAAGGGGUCACUUGGGAGAGGACAGGGCAGCAGCCAACCUCCCUUUAGUGGGCUGAAGCAGGUGAAGAGGAAAGCGGCAGAAGCCACGCGGUGGCAAAAAAGGAGUCACACACUCCACCUAGAGAUGCCUUGAGAUAACUGCACACCUUGAGAUUUGAGGGUGGCCAGGCAGUUCUACAACAGCUGCUCACAGGGAGAGCCAGGACACAGAGGAACUCAGAUGACUGGUAGUAUUACCUUCUUCAUAACUCCAGGCUGGGGGACCCGCGACGGAGUCAGAGGAAACUCAGUUCAGAACAUCUUCGGUUUUUACAAAUACAAAUUAACUGGUAUGAUCAAUUUUAGCCUGUUCAUCUCAUUGAAGUUUUUUUUCUUCUUCCAAAAAACAGUCAGCUUUAGCUAAUUUUUUUCUCUGUAAAACUUCGUGCAUGACUUCAGCUUUACUCUUUGUAGGACAUGCCAAGUUGCUGAGUCACUAAUAAAGAAAGUAAAGGGGGAGUGUUUCUGCUUCUUAGCAUUAGCCUCAGUGACGACCUAAGCUGCACUUUUUCCCCCAGUUGUGUCUUGCGAUGCUGAAGGACGUCACGUUGCACAAUCAUCUUAAUAAGGUUUCCAAUCAGCCCCACCCGCUCUGGCCUCACCCCCACCCUCCAACGAAGAUUUAUCAAAUGUGGGAUUUUCCCAUGAGUCUCAGUAUUAGAGUCUCAAACCCCAAUAAAUAUGGGACUGGAGAUGUCCGAGGCUCAUUCUGCCCUCGAGCCCACCAGGAACGAAAGAGAAGCUCCAUCUGCCCUCCAGGAACCCAGCUAUGAACUCUCUCUCCACAAGCGCCUUCAGACCAGUUGCCUUCUCCCUGGGGCUGCUCCUGGUGAUGCCUGCUGCCUUCCCUGCCCCAGCACCCCUGGGAGAAGAUUCCGAAGAGGUAGCCGCCCCAAACAGACAGCUACUCGCCUCCACAGAGCGAAUUGACAAACACAUUCGGUACAUCCUCGGCGGCAUCUCAGCCUUGAGAAAGGAGGUAUGUAACAAGAGUAACAUGUGUGAAAGCAGCAAAGAGGCACUGGCAGAAAACAACCUGAAUCUUCCAAAGAUGGCAGACAAAGAUGGAUGCUUCCAAUCUGGAUUCAAUGAGGAGACUUGCCUGCUGAAAAUCACCACUGGUCUUUUGGAGUUUGAAGUAUACCUAGAGUACCUCCAGAACAGGUUUGAGAGUAGCAAGGAACAAGCCAGAGCUGUGCAGAUGAGUACAAAAGGCCUGAUCCAGUCCCUGCAGAAAAAGGCAAAGAAUCUAAGUGCAAUAGCCACCCCUGACCCAGCCACAAAUGCCAGCCUGCUGACGAAGCUGCAGGCACAGGACCAGUGGCUGCAGGGCGUCACGACGCAUCUCAUCCUACGCAGCUUUAAGGAGUUCCUGCAGUACAGUCUGAGGGCUCUUCGGCAAAUGUAGCGUGGGCACCUAAGAUUGUUGUUGUUCAUGCGCAUUCCUUCUUCUGGUCAAAAACCUGCCCACAGGGCACAGAACCUAUGUUGUUCUCUAUGGAGAACUAAAAGUAUGAGCGUUAGGACACUACUUUAAUUAUUUUUAAUUUAUUAAUAUUUAAAUACGUGAAGCUGAGUUAAUUUAUGUAAGCGAUAUUUAUAUUUUUAUGAAGUACCACUUGAAAUAUUUUAUGUAUUAGUUUUGAAAUAAUAAUGGAAAGUGGCUAUGCAGUUUGAAUAUCCUCUGUUUCAGAGCCAGAUCAUUUCUUGGAAAGUGUAGGUUUACCUCAAAUAAAUGGCUAACUUAUACAUAUUUUUAAAGAGAUAUUUAUAUUGUAUUUAUAUAAUGGAUAAAUUGUUUUUAUACCAAUAAAUCAUAUUUUUAAAAAUUCAGCAA
This is a messenger RNA of Sapajus apella (tufted capuchin), 2321 nucleotides long. It is a transcript of the gene IL6, whose product is annotated as interleukin 6. NCBI's taxonomy places the organism in Eukaryota, Metazoa, Chordata, Mammalia, Primates, Cebidae. Gene Ontology annotation, molecular function: growth factor activity; cytokine activity; interleukin-6 receptor binding. Bases 1254 to 1892 code for a protein of 212 amino acids. The record is from RefSeq and is a predicted model, not a curated record. Gene Ontology annotation, biological process: positive regulation of cell population proliferation; T-helper 17 cell lineage commitment; immune response. Gene Ontology annotation, cellular component: extracellular region. The transcript has 5 exons.